AUGGGUAGUCAAAUUGCCUGUCACCUGGCCAACAUUGGCGUACGGGUAUUGCUCCUCGAUAUUCCACCCAAAGAGUUAACCGAACAAGAAGAAAAAGCCGGGCUUUCGCUGGAUGACAAACGCGUGCGUAAUCGCAUUGUAAACGAGCAUUUCCAAAAAGCGGUAAAAAUGAAUCCCGCUCCGCUUUUUGAUAAGAGUUAUGCCAGCCGCAUUACCACCGGAAACUUUGAUGACGAUCUGGAAAAAAUCAAAAAAACCGACUGGAUUAUUGAAGUGGUGGUGGAACGACUCGAUAUCAAGCAAAGCUUGUUUGAGCGGGUGGAGAAGCACCGAAAAGAGGGCACCUAUAUUUCUUCCAAUACUUCGGGCAUUCCCAUUCAUUUGAUGACCGAAGGCCGCAGCGAAGAUUUUAAAAAAUACUUCCUGGGCACCCACUUUUUUAAUCCACCGCGCUACCUCGAGCUUUUGGAAAUAAUUCCUACGCCUCAUACCGAUCAGGCGGUGAUUGAUUUCUUUAUGCAGUAUGGCGACCGCCAUUUGGGGAAAACCACCGUUUUGGCGAAAGACACCCCGGCCUUUAUCGCCAACCGCGUUGGUGUUUUUGGCAUUAUGGAUUUGUUCCAUAAAGUGCAGGAUUUAGACCUUUCGGUAGAAGAUAUUGAUAAGCUCACCGGCCCGGUAAUCGGUCGCCCCAAGUCGGCUACCUUUCGUACGGCAGACGUGGUUGGUUUGGAUACCUUAAUUCACGUGGCCAACGGUUUGGAUCAAUCGCUGAAAGGCGAUGAACAAAAAGAAAAAUUUAAACUGCCAGACUUUCUGCAAAAGAUGCAGGAAAACAAGUGGUUGGGCUCAAAAACCGGACAGGGUUUUUACAAAAAGGUAAAAGGCGAUGAUGGAAAAUCUGAAAUACUAUCGCUCGAUUUAGAUACGCUGGAAUACACACCUCAAAAGAAAUCUAAAUUUCCAACGCUCGACCUUACCAAAGAGGUUGAUGACGUGCGCGAGCGUUUCCCCAUCCUGAUAAAGGGCAAAGACAAAGCCGGUGAGUUUUACCGCAAAAGUUUUGCCUCUAUUUUCGCUUAUGCCUCCAACCGCAUUCCCGAGAUAGCGGACGAAUUAUACCGCAUCGAUCAGGGCAUGCGCGCAGGUUUUGGCUGGAAACACGGCCCUUUCCAAAUUUGGGAUACCGUUGGCCUGGAUAAAGGUUUGGAACUCAUUCAGGCGGAAGGCUUAAAAGCAGCCGAUUGGGUGCAGGAAAUGAAGGAGGCCGGCAAAGAAUCUUUUUACCAGGUGAAAGACGGCAAUUCACAAUAUUACUCCAUUCCCGAUAAGGAUUACAAGACCAUUCCUGGCGCGGAAGAAUUUAUCGUACUCGAUAAUAUUCGUCCCAAUAAAACCGUAUGGAGCAACAAGGAAUGUGCGGUUAUCGAUCUGGGCGAUGGCAUCCUGAACAUUGAGUUUAGAAGCAAAAUGAACUCCUUGGGCAGCGGGGUUUUAUCUGGAAUUAACAAAGGCAUUGAGCUGGCGGAGAAGGAUUACCGUGGUGUGGUGAUUUCCAACAAUGGCGACAAUUUUUCGGUGGGUGCCAACCUGGCCAUGAUAUUUAUGAUGGCGGUUGAACAGGAAUACGAUGAGUUGAAUUUUGCCAUAAAAUAUUUCCAGGAUACCAUGAUGCGCGUACGCUACAGCAGCAUUCCGGUAGUGGUGGCGCCACACCAAAUGUCGCUCGGUGGCGGAUGUGAAAUGUCGCUGCACGCGGAUGCCGUUCAGGCCGCAGCCGAAACCUACACCGGGCUGGUGGAGUUUGGCGUGGGCGUGAUUCCUGGCGGAGGCGGCACCAAGGAGCUUACCCGCAGGGCCAGCCAGCGCUACAUGAAAGACGACAUUGAAACAAAUGCUUACCGCGAAUACCUAUUUAUGAUUGGGCAGGCGCAAGUGGCCAAGUCGGCAAAAGAAGCCUUUAAAAUGGGCAUUUUUGUGGAAGGCCGCGAUGGAAUUACCAUGAAUAGGCAUCGCCUAACCGCAGACGCCAAGGAAAAGGCCAUUGCCCUGGCCGAUACGGGUUAUCGCAUGCCCAUCAAAGAAAAAGACAUUAAAGUGUUGGGCCGCCAGGGCCUUGGAAUGUUCAAAGUAGGCGCCCAUACCAUGUUGGAAGGCGGUUACAUUACCGAGCACGAAAAGAAAAUGGUAGAGAAAUUGGCUUACGUAAUGAGCGGAGGCGAUUUGAGCGAAUCCACCUUCGUUUCCGAACAGUACCUGCUUGACUUAGAACGCGAAGCCUUCCUUAGCUUAUGCACUGAAAAGAAAACUCUGGAGCGCAUACAGCACAUGUUGAAGACGGGGAAGGUUAUAAAAUCUAUUACCGAUGAUAUUCCUGGAUUGGAUAAAGAUCGCAUUGACGAUGUGAUUGUGGGCAACGCCAUGCCCGAAGCCGAGCAGGGAAUGAACAUCGCGCGCAUCAUAUCCCUCAUGGGACUCGAUACCGUAAAAGUGCCGGGCGUAACCGUAAACCGUUGGUGCGCCAGUGGCCUGGAAGCCAUUGCCAUUGCUUCGGCUAAAAUACAUGCCGGUUUUGCCGACUGCGUUGUUGCCGGUGGAGUGGAGAGCAUGAGCUACGUGCCCAUGGGUGGCUAUAAGGUGGUUCCAAACUAUGAGCUGGCCCAAACCAAUGCCGAUUAUUACAACAACAUGGGCCUUACGGCAGAGGCGGUGGCCGAAAAGUACAAGGUAAGCCGCGAAGACCAGGAUGAGUUUGGCUACAACUCGCACAUGAAAGCUUUAAAGGCCAUUAAGGAAGGUCGAUUUAAAGAUGAAAUCAUUCCGAUGGAAAUUGAAGAGGUUUUCCUGGAUGAAAAUGAAAAGCGUAAAACCAAGAAGUACACCGUUGAUACCGAUGAAGGUCCCCGCGCUGACACCAAUCUGGAGCGUAUGGCCAAAUUGCGCUCGGUGUUUGCGGCCAAAGGAACGGUUACGGCCGGAAAUUCAUCUCAAAUGAGUGAUGGCGCGGCUUUUACCGUGGUGAUGAGCGAAAAGAUGGUGAAGGAAUUAGGCUUGGAGCCGAUUGCCCGCCUUGUGACCUAUCAGGCGGCUGGCGUGGAGCCACGCAUAAUGGGUAUUGGUCCGGUGGAAGCCAUUCCCAAAGCGCUUAAAGCAGCGGGCAUGAAAAAGGAAGAUAUUGACCUGAUUGAAUUGAAUGAAGCAUUCGCUUCACAGUCGUUGGCGGUAAUUCGCGAACUCGAUCUUGAUCAAGAUACCGUGAACGUUAAUGGAGGCGCCAUUGCCAUGGGACACCCGCUGGGCUGUACCGGAGCAAAGUUGUCCGUUCAAAUUUUCAACGAGUUGAAAAAGCGCGAUAAAAAACACGGCAUGGUUACCAUGUGCGUAGGUGAAGGCCAGGGCGCAGCCGGCAUUUUUGAGAUGUUGUAA
Molecule: messenger RNA, 3426 nt
Organism: Symbiodinium sp. CCMP2456
Lineage: Eukaryota; Dinophyceae; Suessiales; Symbiodiniaceae
Source: the annotation of a GenBank genome assembly